AUGUUUAAAGACAAUUUCUUAGUCAACCCUGUAAAAGAAGCAUUUGAGAUGCACGAUGCUGAGACCUACAGUGCCAAGGUGUCAACAUGUAUAACGGAGGAGGACGUGGUACGAACAAUAAAGUCAAUAUCCAAAGGGAAAUCUCCCGGACUUUCCACAGAAAGUGCGACCAUAUGUCUUAAACACACAAUUAACUAUUAUACAUCUCGAAAAACUAAAGUCUAUGCUGCCUUCCUCGAUUUGUCCAAAGCAUUUGACUUGGUUUCCUAUGACAUACUCUGGAAAAAAUUGGAUGAAUUAAAAGUACCAAGCGAUAUUGUUAGAAUUCUGCAAGUUUGGUAUGGAAAUCAGGUCAAUGUUGUCAAAUGGUCAGACAUGUACUCUGAUUCGUAUAAGUUGAAGUGUGGCGUAAGACAGGGGGGUCUUACCUCCCCUGUCUUGUUCAACUUGUACAUCAAUGGCCUGAUCGUUGCGCUGAGCAGUCAGCAUGUCGGCUGCCAUGUUGAUCACGUCUGUGUAAACAACAUCAGUUACGCAGAUGACAUGGUACUGUUGAGCGCAUCGGUCUGUGGUCUGAGGAAAUUACUCGCAAUUUGUGAAAACUAUGCAAAUAGUCACGGCUUAAUUUAUAAUGUAAACAAAAGUUAUUUUAUGAUAUUUGAGAAAGGUGGUAAAAACAAUGAUAAUAAUGUGCCUGACGUUAAACUCUGUGGUUUGACCUUGAAUAGAGUUUACCUGUUUAAAUACUUAGGGCAAAUCAUUACCACUGAUCUCAAAGACGAUUGUGACAUAGAGAGGGAGCGAAGGGCGUUGUCUGUGAGGGCCAAUAUGAUCGCUCGCAGGUUUGCCCGAUGCUCCAAAGAAGUGAAAAUCACUUUGUUUAGAGCUUACUGCACGAGCUUCUAUGCGAGCAGCCUGUGGGCGACAUACAAGCAAAAGUCCUACAACGACCUUCGCGUUCAAUAUAAUAAUGCCUUCAGGGUGCUGAUGGGACUACCUCGCUUCUGUAGCGCAUCAGCGAUGUUUGCAGAAGCCCGCGUCGACUGCUUUUAUGCCACAAUGCGCAAAAGAUGCGCAUCCCUGGUGCGCAGGGUGCGAGCCAGUCCCAACAGCAUACUUAGCUUAAUAGCAAGUAGGCUAGAUUGUAAAUAUAUUAAUCACAGCCUAAAGCUGCAUGUGGCGCUUGGUGUAUAGUUAGCUUAUUGUAUUGUUACUAACAUAGUUCGUAAGUAUCCUACUAACUAAAUAAUGAGCUUG
Papilio machaon (common yellow swallowtail) is the source of this 1257-nucleotide messenger RNA. RefSeq lists its product as uncharacterized. The transcript has 2 exons. The record is from RefSeq and is a predicted model, not a curated record. NCBI's taxonomy places the organism in Eukaryota, Metazoa, Arthropoda, Insecta, Lepidoptera, Papilionidae. The coding region runs from base 1 to 1194 and encodes 397 amino acids.